This is a messenger RNA of Arabidopsis thaliana (thale cress), 3262 nucleotides long. RefSeq names its product Calcium-dependent lipid-binding (CaLB domain) family protein (gene NTMC2T6.1). The transcript is spliced from 12 exons. Gene Ontology annotation, molecular function: lipid binding. Gene Ontology annotation, cellular component: membrane. Lineage: Eukaryota; Viridiplantae; Streptophyta; Magnoliopsida; Brassicales; Brassicaceae. Bases 352 to 2607 code for a protein of 751 amino acids. The record is from RefSeq and is marked reviewed.
UGACAGUAUGAAACAUUUCCAGUAUAGUCGUGAGGACGACGUCGUCUCAUCUGGGAAGCAUCCCAAGAGAAAAUCUCAAGAUUAGUCAAACUUAAGAAUUGAAGAUUUUAAGACUUGAGAAGAAGGGAAACUCAAGGGAUAAUCGUAAAUCACCAUCAAUGCUUCAUUCCGCGCUACAGUAUCUCUUGUCGUGUUCUUGGCUUUUUCGAUCUUUCUAAACUGAAACCACUUUCCCUUUCAAGUUCGAAUCAAUUCAGAUGAUUCUGGAAUUUUGAUUAAAAGACUUAAAUCUUUGAGAAUUUUGUCGGCUCUUCUCUUCUGGGUUUGGUUCUGAUCAUAGAAAAGGAUACGAUGGAGUCUUCUUUAAUUCAUCAUAUCAUCAUUGUGUUGCUGUUACUCUGGUUCAUCUCUUCCUUGAAUCGAUCCCACGCCUUUUUCUAUUUCCUCGCUCUCAUUUAUCUCUACCUGGUUCACGAACGGUAUGUGAUGAGAUUGAAGAGAAAAUUGCAGUUCGAAGAGAGGAAGCAAGCAAAUCAGAGAAGGGUUCUAUCUGAUUCUGAAUCUGUGAGAUGGAUGAAUUAUGCUGUGGAGAAGAUAUGGCCAAUAUGCAUGGAACAGAUAGCGUCUCAGAAGAUUCUGGGUCCAAUCAUACCUUGGUUCUUGGAAAAAUAUAGACCUUGGACAGCGAAAAAAGCUGUGAUACAGCACCUUUACAUGGGAAGAAACCCACCUCUGUUGACUGAUAUUAGGGUCCUUCGUCAAUCUACGGGUGAUGAUCACUUGGUACUGGAACUUGGUAUGAAUUUUCUCGCAGCAGAUGAUAUGAGUGCAAUACUUGCUGUGAAAUUAAGGAAAAGGCUUGGUUUUGGGAUGUGGACAAAGUUGCAUUUGACAGGAAUGCACGUGGAAGGAAAGGUGUUGAUCGGAGUGAAGUUCCUUCGUCGGUGGCCUUUCUUGGGGCGUUUACGUGUGUGUUUUGCAGAGCCUCCAUAUUUCCAGAUGACUGUUAAACCAAUCUUCACUCAUGGGCUUGAUGUUGCAGUACUCCCAGGUAUCGCAGGAUGGCUAGAUAAACUUCUUUCUAUAGCAUUUGAACAGACCCUUGUUCAGCCAAAUAUGCUUGUUGUUGACAUGGAGAAAUUUGUUAGCCCAACGUCAGAAAAUUGGUUCUUUGUUGAUGAGAAAGAACCGGUUGCACACGUCUUAGUUGAAGUCUUUGAAGCAUCAGAUCUUAAACCAUCUGAUCUAAAUGGUUUGGCUGAUCCUUAUGUGAAAGGGAAACUUGGUGCUUACCGAUUCAAAACCAAGAUACAGAAGAAAACAUUGUCCCCGAAAUGGCACGAAGAGUUUAAGAUACCAAUCUUUACAUGGGAUUCUCCUAGUAUACUUAACAUUGAAGUUGGAGACAAAGACCGAUUUGUGGAUGAUACCCUUGGUGAAUGUUCAGUGAAUAUUGAAGAGUUUAGAGGCGGCCAAAGAAACGAUAUGUGGUUGUCUCUUCAGAACAUCAAAAUGGGAAGGCUUCAUCUUGCUAUAACAGUAAUUGAGGACAAUGCGAAGUCGAGUGAUGAUCCCUUAAAAAAAGCGAAACUAAACAAGGAAGACAUACAGACUUCUUUUGCUUCUGAUACUACAAAUUUAGGCUCUUUCUCGUCGGACAAAUCUCCAAGUGUUGUGGAUAACUUUGAGCCAAUAAAAAUUGACGGGCAAGAAGAGACUGCAAUAUGGGUUCAAAAACCGGGAGCAGAAGUAUCACAGAUUUGGGAACCAAGAAAAGGUAAGAGUAGACGUCUUGAUAGCCAAAUACAAAGAACCCCUAAUGAUGAAUCAUUGAGCAAUGGAAGCAGCAGCACUGACGACAAUCAAGAGGGAUCAAAGAAUCCAAUGAAGUCUGUUGGUAGAGGAUUGAGGAAAAUCGGGUCAAUGUUUCACAGGAAUGUCAAAAAGGAAGAAUUUUUAAUAGGAAGCAUUGAAGAAGAGUCACAGUCUCAGUCUCCUCGGAUCAAUCUGAAGGCAGUAAACCAAAAGGAUGUUGGACUUAACUUCAUCGUUGAUGACAAUCUCUCGGGUCCACUUUCAGGCAAGAGUUUAGAUGGUGAGAGUUUGGAUGCAGAGGAAAAUUCAGGUAAAGGCCAUAUGAAGGAUGUGGCAAAGAGUUUUCUGAAACAAGCUGAGAAAUCUGCAAAACAGAUAAAGCAUGCGUUUUCCCGUAAAGGAUCCAUGAAACCAAGAGAUGGGCAUAAAGAAAUCGUUCCUGAAUCUGAUUCUGGAACUGAUUCUGAAUCUUCUGAUGAUGAUGAUGCGUUUACCUGUGUAAAGAACCUGGCAACAGAACCAGGAAAACUUACACGCGAUGGGAAUAUUGAAAGAACAGGAGAUGAUGAUCAUGUAGAUUCAACAACAUUAGCAACCGCUAAGGAAGAUUCAAGUGGUGAUAUAUUAGAGGAUUCGACAGAUGUUGAAGCUAAAGAGGAGAAAUUAAAGGAAGCAGCAGAGUCAGAAACUAGAGAUAUGGACACCGCCAUGAACAUCAAAACUGAAGAUGAGAAAGGAGACACGCUUAAAAAUAUCGAAGAAGGGGAAGAAAAGGAAUCAUCUUCAAAGUAAAAACGUAUAUCAUAUGCACAUUAACGUUCAUGUAUAUGUUUCUGUGUUUACUGAAUUCGAAACCUGCGAAUCAAAUGAAGGUUCUUGAGCUUGUUGUAUAAACUAAUUUUUCUUUUCAUCAUCUGUUUUUUUUUCCCUAAUCUUUGACGAUGGUUAAACAACGGCUCUUUUUCAUAGUUUGAACUUUGAAGAAAAUAAGUCAGUUGGCUCCGAAACCUUUAACAGUGUCAAGAAAAAAAUGACAAGAAAUCUUAAUUACAUCAUCUCUGGCACGCAAAAACUUAACAUAUAACAUUCAUAUUCACAUGAUAUUGGAAUAAAUGACUAGAGACGAAAAAACAGAGAAGCAAGAAACAGUUACGAUGAUUAAGCCACGGUGUUAGCCGUCGUAUCAACAUAGCUACCGGUGGUGCUGUUUUCACGACCAUUCUUCUCAAACCAGGCUUGACGAUUGACGAAACCUAGCUAAGACACAACUAAAGAUAUUUUUUUGGUUUUGAACAAAUAAUGAUACUUGAGAAGAAGAAAGCCUAGUAAGGCUAAGUAGAUUACAGAAUCUAUCAUUUUUCGAUCCAUCGAUUGAUCUCUAAAUGAUUUGAUCACGACUCUAUAAUAUAUACUGUACUGUUUCUAAUCAUAUGCAAAAAUGUUUUUG